This is a messenger RNA of Didymosphaeria variabile, 1557 nucleotides long. RefSeq lists its product as uncharacterized. Gene Ontology annotation, molecular function: carbohydrate:proton symporter activity. NCBI's taxonomy places the organism in Eukaryota, Fungi, Ascomycota, Dothideomycetes, Pleosporales, Didymosphaeriaceae. Gene Ontology annotation, biological process: carbohydrate transport; transmembrane transport. Gene Ontology annotation, cellular component: membrane. The record is from RefSeq and is a predicted model, not a curated record. The transcript has 5 exons. Bases 1 to 1557 code for a protein of 518 amino acids.
AUGGCGAACUUACCGACUCUGAAACACGAUGGCGACGACCUCAUUAAGAAUCAGGUUGAGCAGAUUGACCAGCUCCUCCCUCAGCCUGCUGAUAGUGCAUUGUCGGCCUGGCAAUGCAUCCGCCAGAAUCCAAAGGUUUGUCUAUGGGCGAUUUGGGCAAACAUUGGCUCUAUCAUGAUCGGCUACGAGAACCUCGCUCUAUCCGUUUGUCUGGCAAUGCCGGCGUUCCAAAUGACCUUUGCCUCUGAGAUCAAUGGCGUCCUGCUGAUUCCGGCCCACUGGCAAUCUUUAUGGAACGCUAUGUUCAACGUCAUGACUAUCGUUGGGUCCAUAGCCGCUGGUCCUAUCCAAGACUGGUUGGGUCGCCGAGCCGUAUUCCUCACUGUCAUCCUCGUUGCUUCCGCAGGCAUAGCAAUUGCAUUUGUCUCGGAAAGACCUGCGACAUACCUAGGGGCAAAGAUUCUCACUGGAUUCGCUCUUGGUGCCUCGAUGGUCGGAACACAGACAUUCGUAUCAGAAAUCACACCACUGCCCAUGCGAGGCAUUGCUUUGUCGAUCAACACUGUCGCACUUAACCUUGGACUCCUCGUCGCUAUUUCGGCCACUUUCAGUCGCAUCGCCAUCAUAGAUCCGUUGGCAUUUCGUGUCGUGUUCGCUGGCGCCUGGGCUUUUCCUGCGGCCCUGGCUCUAGGCCUUCCGUUCGUUCCCGAAUCCCCAUACUGGCUCGUAAUGAGAGGCAAACACGAACAAGCCCGAAAAUCCCUAGUGCGACUCUCUCCAUUCGAGGAAGACAUCGACACUCGUUUAGUCAAUAUCCAACAUACAGUUGAGUUGGAGCGUCGUCAGCAAGCCGAAGCGGGCUUGCUCUUCGAGUGUUUCAAGGGAUCAAACCUCCGUCGCACCCUGAUAACACUGAUCUGCUUCUACAUGUCAUUUACUGUGGGGUCAGUCCUUUCGGCCAACUCACCGUAUUUCUUGAACCAGUCGGGCUUGUCAUCGAACACUGUGCUCAUGAUCACCCAAAUCGGCGUUAGUAUGGGUGUUUUGUCGUCCAUCGUCAACCUUUUCCUCAUGAUGAAAUUCAACCAUCGCAUACUCAUGUUUUCAGGCGUGGGUAUCUGCAUACUAGCCUACUUGACCAUGGGUAUCGCCGGUGCCAUGCCACGAACUACCAAGACAAUGACGGUCGUGGGUAUCGCGUUGCAAUUCUCGACUUUAUCCUACGGACCAGCCGUCGGCGCUGCGAUGGCAGUUGCCGGAGAGGUUUCUGCUACACGCCUUCGCGCAAAUUCCCUCGCACUUGGAAACGGAUUCCAAGGCGUCGCAGGUACAUUCUGGCAAGCUGUACUCCCGUAUCUCUUCAACCAAGACCAGGCUGAUCUGGGCGGGAACCUUGGUUGGAUCUUCUUCGGUAUCGCAGUCUUACAUGCUGCUUUGCUAUAUUUCUUCGUGCCGGGCACGAAAGGAAGGACUUUCAAAGAGUUGGAUAUCAUGUUUGAGAAGAAGUUACCGGCGAGGGCUUUUGAAAAAUUCCAGGCGCAGGAAGCUGUGGCUUGA